Molecule: messenger RNA, 887 nt
Organism: Dama dama (fallow deer)
Lineage: Eukaryota; Metazoa; Chordata; Mammalia; Artiodactyla; Cervidae
Product: histone H3
Exons: 1
Coding region: 55-465 (136 amino acids)
Cellular component (GO): nucleosome
Molecular function (GO): structural constituent of chromatin; DNA binding; protein heterodimerization activity
Source: RefSeq, a predicted model, not a curated record
CUGGUUACUCUCCCUGCGCGGCGCUGCUCCCGUAAGUUCGCGUCUUGGUUCGCUAUGGCUCGUACGAAGCAGACUGCCCGCAAGUCCACCGGUGGCAAGGCCCCGCGGAAGCAGCUGGCCACCAAGGCGGCUCGCAAGAGCGCGCCGGCCACGGGCGGCGUCAAGAAGCCGCACCGCUACCGGCCGGGCACCGUGGCCCUGCGGGAGAUCCGGCGCUACCAGAAGUCGACCGAGCUGCUGAUCCGCAAGCUGCCGUUCCAGCGGCUGGUGCGCGAGAUCGCGCAGGACUUCAAGACGGACCUGCGCUUCCAGAGCUCGGCCGUGAUGGCGCUGCAGGAGGCGAGCGAGGCCUACCUGGUGGGGCUGUUCGAAGACACGAACCUGUGCGCCAUCCACGCCAAGCGCGUGACCAUCAUGCCCAAAGACAUCCAGCUGGCUCGCCGCAUCCGCGGGGAGCGGGCUUAAGAAGUGUGCGCUCGGCUCGAGGUUCCAUCAAAUCCAAAGGCUCUUUUCAGAGCCACCCACGACUACACUUGAAAGAGGCUGUGUCGCUUGUCCGCCCUCUCUUGGCAGGCCUUCGCAUGCUCCGCGAGCGUAGGGCGCGCUCAAGACGGGCGGACCUUAGAGCGCGCCAAGCACUGGACUCCCAACAGAUAAACAGGCUAAAGAGGCCAGUUGUACGGUCUAAACCCCUGCUUGCUGCUGCCUUCCCGGGUGUCAGUAACUUCAGAGUUGGGUCAGUGUGCUUGUCUGGGCUGGCGGGUUGCCGCCGCUUCCUUGGGCGCCCUAGAACGUGCAACUUCGCUGCUUAGAGGUGACCCUGCGUUUUCUCGUAGGUUGGGGCUCUUUUCUAGCGCUUUCGUCUUCUAGUGUAGGCCACGAUUAUA